This is a messenger RNA of Penicillium concentricum, 237 nucleotides long. RefSeq lists its product as uncharacterized. The transcript has a single exon. The record is from RefSeq and is a predicted model, not a curated record. NCBI's taxonomy places the organism in Eukaryota, Fungi, Ascomycota, Eurotiomycetes, Eurotiales, Aspergillaceae. Bases 1 to 237 code for a protein of 78 amino acids.
AUGGACUACAGUCAUACCGAGAACACGCUGAAAAUUUUAUGCGAAGCUGGUGUUGUGACCAUCAUACAACUUCGAACACCAAGCAUUCUAACUCUUCCACCGUUACUAGGACAGCAAGAUGGGGAUGCUUCCGUCCAGGAGCUGGCGCUUAGAGCGCACCCCGAGGAGAUCAUAGUCAAUAAUAUCCGCCCCGGCGUUUCCAACGAAAUGAACAGUGCUAGCACUGUGCCUGCUUAG